GUCGGUAAAAACGAGCACCACAGACCGAGACACUCCGGAGCAGCACAGUCGACGCGAUCGAGUCCUUUGGAAUUUUGCCAUUUUACCAUCUGGAAGUGCCUGCUUCUAAUAAUCUACCAAAAGGAUGCCGAACUGGGGAGGAGGCAACAAGUGCACGGCGUGCCGCGGCACGGUGUACCACGCUGAGGAGGCGCAGUGCGACGGCAAGAGCUUCCACAAGGGCUGCUUUCUCUGCAUGGUGUGCAGGAAAGGCCUGGACAGCACCACGGUGACCAUUCACGACCAGGAGAUCUACUGCAGGUCGUGUUACGGCAAGAAAUACGGCCCAAAAGGCUACGGUUACGGGCAGGGGGCCGGCACGCUCAACAUGGACCGGGGGGAGCGGCUGGGGAUCAAACCAGAGCAGUCGCCGUGCCACAGGCCCACCACCAACCCCAACCCGUCCAAAUUCGCCCAGAAGUUUGCAGGAUCGGAGAAAUGCGCUCGCUGCGGCGAUCCCGUCUAUGCCGCGGAGAAGAUUAUGGGCGCGGGCAAGCCGUGGCACAAGAACUGCUUCCGCUGCGCCAAGUGCGGCAAGAGCCUCGAGUCCACCACCCAGACCGACAACGAAGGAGAAAUCUACUGCAAAGCUUGCUACGCCAAGAACUUCGGGCCAAAAGGAUUCGGCUUCGGCCAGGGAGCGGGCGCCCUGGUCCACGCCGAGUGACAACGCGGUCGCCGGCGCCCACUGCAUAUUCGCCUUUAAUCCUUUUGCAAUAAAACAAUACGCCCCUCGCAAAAGAUCACAUUUGACUGUAUUUUAUUAUUAAAGCCAUUAAAACUGAACC
Syngnathoides biaculeatus (alligator pipefish) is the source of this 827-nucleotide messenger RNA. It is a transcript of the gene csrp2, whose product is annotated as cysteine and glycine-rich protein 2. Lineage: Eukaryota; Metazoa; Chordata; Actinopteri; Syngnathiformes; Syngnathidae. Gene Ontology annotation, biological process: sarcomere organization; muscle tissue development. The transcript is spliced from 6 exons. Gene Ontology annotation, cellular component: Z disc; nucleus; cytoplasm. The record is from RefSeq and is a predicted model, not a curated record. The coding region runs from base 125 to 706 and encodes 193 amino acids. Gene Ontology annotation, molecular function: actinin binding; structural constituent of muscle.